Mya arenaria is the source of this 5856-nucleotide messenger RNA. RefSeq names its product receptor-type tyrosine-protein phosphatase alpha-like. Lineage: Eukaryota; Metazoa; Mollusca; Bivalvia; Myida; Myidae. The coding region runs from base 738 to 4553 and encodes 1271 amino acids. Gene Ontology annotation, molecular function: protein tyrosine phosphatase activity. The transcript is spliced from 22 exons. The record is from RefSeq and is a predicted model, not a curated record. Gene Ontology annotation, biological process: protein dephosphorylation.
CCCAAUUGUUAAUUGCUGAUUAAUCAUGGCAGUCGGUUUCAUAACAUUGUCAACAAGAACUUGUGUUUCGAUGCUCAUGAACUUGGACCACUAAUCCCGGGAUCUGUUUUUUUCGAAUGGAAUUACAUAAUGAUCAUAGGACUCAUUUCUUUUAAAAGUUAUUUUUUCUAUCUCAAUAAGGAAGACGUUAAUGUAAUGAAACCAGUAAUUUGGUUUCACAAAUAAUACUGAGCGCAUGAAUGCCGGACACAAAAUUUUCACCAGAGCGCAACGAAAUUGCUAUCGGUAGUUUUCUUAAUGGUAAAAUCGAGCCGUUUCCGUGAAAUUAUUGACCUGCAAGUGUCUUGUUCUUGCAUCUUGAUUUAUAUUGUCAAAAUAAAAUUGAUUUGAAUAAACAGUAGUCGUACGCAUUAUUUACCAAAUAAAGCUGCCGAAUAUUUCGAAUAGUUCUCGUUUAAAUUUAUUUAUAUCAUGCAGUCUUUACUAAGCCUGUGCGUGUGUAAAAUAUACUCUAGUUGGCGCAAACAUUUCAGUGUGUUACGUCAUAGAAACAUCUGAAACAAGUGCUGCAAAGGGAAAAUAAGCGUAACAAUUACUGAAAAUUGAAGAUUGACAUCGUCAUCAACAUUUACAAUCAGCAAUCAUCAAACAAGAAUCUGAACGUAUAUUAUUGUACGUAAACCUAUGUCCAUAUUGUGUCUGUUGCAGACAACUAUUUGAGAAAUUUCGUUGACAGGAUGAUAAUUUGGAUACUUGGAUUGCUAAGCUUGGUACAAUCAUGUAUAGGAGUGACGGUCAUUAUAAGCGGGGAGGUGGUGAACUGUAUGUCCGAUUGUGUGUGUUGUAAAGGAGGAGAGGGACGAUGUAACCAACAGAGCAAGUAUUGUAAUGAUGGCUGCGUUGAUGGAAUAUUUGGCAAUAAAUGUCAUAAUCCCUGUCCCGGUAGCUGUUCUUCGUGCAGUCAAGAAACAGGCAGACCAUGUUACAGCUGCAAGGCUACAUUUUAUGAUAAAGACAGUGAGUGUAGCAAGAGGUGCCCAGUUAGAUGUGAAGGAGGAGUUUGUAAUGAUAAUGGAACUUGUAGUAAUUGUACAGAAAACUUCGAAGGAACAAAAUGCGAGACAUGUAUACAAGGACAAUAUGGUUCAAAUUGUACAGAAUUUUGCACUAAUAAGAACUGCCAAUGUUCGACUGAAACUGAUUGUACUUCUUGUAAAACGGGAUUCUACGGCAAAAUAACAUUCUGUCAAAAACGUUGUUCCCCGAGAUGUCAGAAUGGCGUUUGUAAUGACGACGGAAAUUGCCAUUGUCGAGCUGAGUUUACGGGAAAUACAUGCAGUGAAUGUCGGUCAGGAUAUUAUGGGGCAUACUGUAAUGUAUCCUGUUCCAUAGGAUGUGUUGAUGGACUAUGUGCAAACAAUGGCACUUGUUCAUGUCACCCAAACUACGUUACAGCGAAAUGUGAUACCUGUGCGGAUAAAAGAUACGGUGUAAACUGUAGCCAAGUCUGCAGUGUAGGAUGUACCAAUUCGUCCUGUAACAAAAGCAAUGGCCAUUGUGAAUGUGUUCCAAACUUUUCUGGCGAUUCAUGCGACCAAUGUAAAUCAGGCUUUUACGAGCAAUUAUGUAAUUUAAAUUGCUCGGAUAAUUGCAAACAACGCACAUGCUCACGAUACCAGGGGAACUGCACACUUGGAUGUGUUGAUGGAUAUUCAGGUGACAAUUGUACAACGCCUUGUAUCAAAACUUGCGCAACAUGUCGACAGUCUGAUAAAGCACACUGCGAGUCGUGCCACAAUGGAAACAAUGGAUCAACGUGUGAAUGUCCUCCUAAUUGCAAUUGUGACAGUGCAGCAGACGUAUGCACGUCAUGUCGAGAUGGGUACGCCAAUCCUGGAAAACAGUGUACGUGUCGGUCAAAGUAUUGUAAUGGAACCGUGUGUGAUAAAUGUGUAAACCAAACGUUUUAUGUUGACAGCAAUGUUUGCUGUAAAUGUCCAGAUAACUGCAAAACUGGUGUCUGUGAGAAAGGGCCUGCGUGUAUAUCCGGUUGCAUUGAUGGCUUUUACGGUCUCAAUUGUACUCAAAGUUGUUUGUCCGUCAGUAACAAUUGCAUUAAAUGUAAUCAAACUCAUGGAAAGUGUUUGGAAUGUAACAUCGGAUUUUAUCCUCAUGAUAAUGGAAGUUGCAUCAGUUGCAAUAGCAAUUGUUUGAAUGGGCAGUGUAGUUCAGACAAUGGCACUUGUCUACUCGGUUGUACAGGCAAAACUUGGGGAGAAAAAUGUGACAGUCGAUGUAGUUCAAAUUGUGAAACAUGUCAGCAAGAUUCGGGAAUGUGUAAUUCAUGUACAGACCGUACUUUCCGCGGAGGUUUUUGCAACGAAUCCUGCGGCUCCUCCUGCUAUGAAAAUGAAGUUGGGCUACCUGUAGAAGCUAUCGCCGGAGGUGGUGGCGUUGUAGUCAUAUGCAUCGUUGUUGCAUUAUCCAUCGUUAUACGAAGAUCCAUUCGCAAGCCUGUCUCUAGCCAAACCAUGCAAAAUGGCAAUACAACGUUCCAAGCUGACAUAAUCAAAGAAAACGAAACAGAAAGUAAAAUCAAAAGAAAAUCCUCCGAACAAAAUCAACCUGCCACCCGGCAACAAGCAAACGAACCCACUUCUGUCAAGCAGCAAGUAUCUACACAUGAGGAAACUGCAUUUCAAAAUGAGAAUGGCCUGGAGAUAGAUGACGAGAGCAAUGGGGUUCUUGAUACUUCUUCCACUGAUGAUCAUACGUAUUACAAUGAACUUGGAACAUCAAGUAACAAGUCGAAAAUACCCAUUGAUCAACUUGUCAAGUAUGUUGACGGAAAGAACCACGAAGCGUUUGUUGCAGAAUUUGAGAUGUUUUCACGCGGUCUUGUGAAGCCGUAUGUGGAAUCGCAAAAGAAAGAGAACCUGAGUAAGAAUCGAUAUAAGGGGAUUUAUCCAUACGAUGAUUCAAGGGUCAUAGUCGCAGGCAGUGAUGGAUCAGACUACAUCAAUGCCAGCUUUAUUGACGGGUAUAAAAAGCCGAAACAGUACAUCGCCACACUAGGUCCAAUGUCCAAACAAUUGGAAGAUUUCAGCUUGUUCUGGAAAAUGAUUUGGCAGCAAAGGGUUGAGAAAAUUGUUAUGGUUACCAAUCUCGUUGAAAACGGAUCCCCUAAAUGCGAGCAAUACUGGCCAAAUCAGGGGGCAUCUAAGACGUAUGGUGAUAUAAAGGUAGAAAGCCGCUCGGAGGAUGAGUACGCUGAGUUUACUAGGAGGGCUUUCACGGUCGCCAUGGGUACAGAAGAAAGGACGUUGCACCAUCUGCAUUUCACGUGUUGGCCUGACAAAUCAAUACCCGACGAUAUAACUGCAAUCAUAGAGUUCAGACAGCGGGUUCUGACUACGCCGAGUACACUGAAUGGACCAACGGUUGUGCAUUGCAGUGCUGGUGUCGGCAGAACAGGCACUUACAUUGCUCUGGACAUCCUGACAAAAGAAGGUGAGGCGGAACGAGCCAUUGAUAUCGCGGGAUGUGUCCACAAAAUGCGCCUGAACAGGCCGAAUAUGGUUCAGACAUUGGAGCAGUACCAGUUUCUGCACACAGCUGUGGUUUACUCGUUGACCUUCGACUGUAAACAAAUCAAGGGAGAGAACUUCGACCAGUACAUGAGCAACCAUUCUACACAAGAGCUGAAUAAUCAGUUCAAUAAAUUGCAGCACACGGUUGAAAAACGAUCUAAAGAUGAAACUGAGGCAGUUGAGCAGAAUAAGCAGCAUUUAGUCAAAAACAGAGCAAACGCAGAUAUCCCAGGUAAUGAAAACAGACCACGCCUUUAUCUGAAUCUCCAUCCAGGAGCGACAGAUUACAUCAAUGCUGUUUACAUACAUAGCUUUAGAACCAAGAAACGUUACCUGGAAGCACAGACACCACUUCCAGAGACAGUUAUAGACUUUUUGACUCUUAUUGUCCAAGAGAGGUGUUCAUGUAUCGUCAGCUUCGAAGCUAAUAUGGACAAACAAAAGAAUAUCGGCAUAUACUAUCCCGCUGCAAACCAAGAUGUUUUAAAGAAGGAAACGUUUGAAGUCAGCUGUUCGAGAGAAGAACAGAAAACAUUCUACUCUGAGCUAACAUUGACAAUACAGCACAAAGGGGCAGGGACGAGCACUGAUCAGACCAUUCCACAUCUUCAAUUUACCGACUGGGAUGAAAUGAAGAAUAUUCCAAAGUCAACGACAAAUUUUCUGUCGUUUUUGAACGUGAUAGAAACUGUCACGAAACAACAUGAUGACGGACCGAUAUUGGUCCAUUGUUUUGAUGGUGCGGGGAAAAGCGGUCUUUUCUGUGUGGUCUCGUUGCUUCUCCACAAGAUGGCAGUGGAACACGAAGUCAGCGUGCUCAAUGCUGUUAGGAAGAUCAAAACAAUGCGGAGACUAGCGAUCCCCAAUGAGGAACAAUUUGUGUUCUGCCAUGGAUGCGUUUCGGAGUAUCUUAGUUCGUUCGACGUUUACGCCAAUUUUAGUGAAAAAACGGGGAACAUUUAAUGUCCUGGCCUAUCGUUACCGCUGAAGAUUAAGACACAAGACAGUUUAUAAAAUAUUAGCAUUACGAAUGCCCGACGAGGGGCAUUGUGUGUUUGAUUAUUUGCAGCACGUCAGAAGUGGGGUAAACUAUAUUUAUUUCAUUAUUGUACAUGUACUUAUGACACCGCAUUGUAAAUAUGAAGGUAUUAACUAAUCUUCAAAGUGCAUUUUAUACCGUAUAAUCUGCAGUUAUAUUGUAUGUGUGUUUUUAAAAAUGAAUAUACAAUCAAUAAACGAUCUCUUAUGUAGUUUCAAUACUAAUAAAAGACUAUGUAUCGUUGAAAGAGAGUUUCAUAUAACCUCAUGGCAAACAAUUCUUAGUUAAGCAUUUUGUAAGAACAAUAUUUGAGUGGCAUGUUUUCAUUUUCAUGAUGUUGUUUUUCAUAUUGUAUUCUUUGUAUUGGUAUCAUUUGUAACGUUCAUGAUAAAUUGUCAUGUGUGCUAUCAAAGUAGCUCGAAACACAUCUAAACUAAAAUGAAUUACGCGGGAAAUGAAUACUGCCUAAAGUAUAUGUGUGUUUGGCUUGUGGUCUUCAUGUUGAAAAAGUUAUUUCACAGUAUGCGUACCAUCGUGCCAACGAGAACUGUUGAUGAACAUGGUAAAAUCUAGUUUCAUUAUCAUGGUAAAAUAUAUCAGUUUUAAAUAACAUAAACCUUAACCUAUAAACAUUUGUUGUAUUCGCAUUAUCGAAUAUUUUUUUUGUUUUAAACUAUGAUUGUCUACACUCACCGUAAUGUUUGCACUAUUAUAAUGACACAUUGUUUCUAUCUCUCUUGCAUGCUUCGUGUUAAACAAAAUAGUUCAUUGAAACUUCAUCAAAAAUAUCACCUACAUUUUUUAUAUUUAAGUGUUUUACAUUAUAUUAUGUAUUGGUAUUUUUUAUUAUCAUAAUAUUGAGCAUGGCAAAGUUGUCAAUAUUUGUUUUAUGGAUUUUUUAUGAUAUCAUUUUAACCAGCAGCCACUCAUAGAAAUACAGAAAAGAGGAUUGGUUUUAUAUUUAAGCAACUUGAAAUUAUAUUUAAUUACAAAUAUUAUUUUUUUCACAAAGUCACACUUACACAAGACGCUUACAAACUAUGAAAUUAUAAACGAUACAAGUAAUAUUUUGAUUAACCGUGAUUGUCAUGACAUUCAAAGUAAAUCAGUGUACUCUCCCUUUAUUUUAAAUCAAAUGUAGUGUGUGUGUAACUGAUAUUCAUUUAUAUAGUUGUAUCUUUAUUACUACAACUGUGUAUAGUUGUAAUAAAAUUACUAUUUUUCUGG